This is a messenger RNA of Spirodela intermedia, 1469 nucleotides long. The record is from the annotation of a GenBank genome assembly. NCBI's taxonomy places the organism in Eukaryota, Viridiplantae, Streptophyta, Magnoliopsida, Alismatales, Araceae.
AUGGGUUAUCUGGGGCUUCUCUUCUUCGUCCUCCUCUCCCUGUCCGCCGUAGGCUUGAGGCCCGCGUCGGCUGCGGAUGAGGCGGAGGAAACUGGUUUGGUGAUGAACUUCUACAAGGACUCAUGCCCUCAGGCGGAGGAGAUCAUCAAGGAGCAGGUGGGGCUGCUGUACAAGCGCCACAAGAACACCGCCUUCUCCUGGCUCAGGAACAUCUUCCACGACUGCGCCGUUGAGGUCAUCCUCCUCACCAUUUUCCCCUUUUUAGAUUAGAUUCUUCCUCUUCUUCUGCUUCUUCUUCUCCGUCCUCCUCUUCUUUACUGAGGGAUUUCUGUCUGGUAAUGGCGGCAGUCGUGCGACGCUUCCCUGCUGCUUGACUCGACGAGGAGGACGCUGUCGGAGAAGGAAGCUGACCGGAGCUUCGGGAUGAGAAAUUUCCGGUACCUUGACACCAUCAAGGAGGCUCUCGAGAGGGAGUGCCCUGAGGUCGUCUCCUGCGCCGACAUCCUCGUCCUCUCUGCCCGAGAAGGCAUUGCACUUGUAAGUGACCCUCUCUCUCUCUCUCUCUCCCUCUCUCCCCCCUUCAUCCUCCCCCUCCCCGUACUCUGUGAGCUCCCCUUCAGAUCUGUGAGCCUCCCACAGUCGCCAUCAAUGGCGGUCUCUUCUCCCCACUCUCUGGGUCUCCUCUAAAUCCGUUCCCACAGCCGCAUGCAUUAUCUAUCUAUACCUUUCUUCCUUUUUUACCUCUCUUCCAGUCGGUCUCUUCUCGUCGUUUCCAUACCCGCCGCCUCCGAGCUCCUCUCUCCUCUCUUCUCUCUUCUCUCUUCUUUCCAUCCAUUCGAUCAUUUGCUCAUCUGUGGUGGUGCAAUCGGCGAUCGUCAAUAUAUCGGCAGGUGGGUGGCCCGUACAUCCCGCUGAAGACGGGGAGGAGGGACGGCCGCCGGAGCCGCUCCCCCGAAGUCCUGGAGGAGUUCCUCCCCGACCACAACGAGUCCAUCUCCUCCAUCCUCGACAAGUUCAACGCUCUGGGCAUCAACACCGCCGGCGUCGUCGCCCUCCUCGGCUCUCACAGCGUUGGCCGCACCCACUGCGUCAAGCUCGUCCACCGCCUCUACCCCGAGGUCGACCCGGCCAUCAACCCGGACCACAUCCCCCACAUGCUCAAGAAGUGCCCCGAUUCCAUCCCCGAUCCCAAGGCCGUGCAGUACGUGCGCAACGAUAGGGGCACCCCCAUGAAGCUGGACAACAACUACUACAGGAACAUCUUGGAUAACAAGGGCCUGCUCAUGGUGGACCACCAGCUGGCCUACGACUCGAGGACCAGGCCCUUCGUGCUCAAGAUGGCCAAGUCCGAGGACUACUUCUUCCAGGAGUUCUCCCGGGCCAUCCAGAUCCUCUCCGAGAACAAUCCCCUCACCGGCACCAAGGGCGAGGUCCGCAAGCAGUGCAACGUCGCCAACAAGCUCCACUGA